This is a messenger RNA of Vitis riparia (riverbank grape), 2670 nucleotides long. Its product is annotated as far upstream element-binding protein 1. The record is from RefSeq and is a predicted model, not a curated record. The transcript has 7 exons. Gene Ontology annotation, biological process: regulation of gene expression. The coding region runs from base 122 to 2449 and encodes 775 amino acids. Gene Ontology annotation, molecular function: mRNA binding. Gene Ontology annotation, cellular component: cytoplasm. NCBI's taxonomy places the organism in Eukaryota, Viridiplantae, Streptophyta, Magnoliopsida, Vitales, Vitaceae.
UAUUUCAACCAUUCUCUUGCUAUCUCACAAAACUAAACCCUAGCUUUCUUCUCUUUGUUACCCUAUCUAGGGUUAGGGUUUACUCGUCUCGGCCCAGUAGCACCUGUUUCCUGUGGAUCACAUGGCGGAAGAAGAGGUCGUCGUCGUCGCCGGAGCCGGCGCCAGCCCCGCGCCGUCCGAUCACAAGCGGAAGCUCGAAGAUUUGGAGCCCGAAGCCCCGGAGCACGCGGAACCGGACGGUGUCCAGGGCGCUGACGCGGGGGACUAUGUGGCGAACGAUGAGUCGGAGGCGAAGCGUCCUCGGGUCGAGGACCAGGAUGAUGAUUUAGCGACUGAGAAUGGAUACCAAAGGGAGAAAGAAGAUGAGGUUAUAAAGGAAAAUGUUGAACUGACUGUGGAGAAUGCCCAAUCACAGGAAGCUCCACAUCCAACUGAGGAAGCUCCAGAGGCUGUGAAUGAUGAGCAACCUUCUACUGAUAAUGAGCAGAAGGAGGAUACCCAAGAACCCUCAAUUGAGAAUCCUCAGUUGGAAAAUCCUCAGCAACCCACUGGAGAGGAAUUUGAGAAACCUGCUGAGGAAAUUCCUCAACAAGAGGUCGGGGAUGUUCCCUCUGCCGAAGUGCAACAGGAACCUACAUCAGAGACUCAGACAAUGUCACGGAAAAUGGAGGUCCCUAAUAAUAAGGUUGGGGUUCUUAUUGGUAAAGCUGGCGAUACUAUACGGUUCCUUCAGUACAACUCAGGGGCAAAAAUCCAGAUCACAAGGGAUGCUGAUGCAGAUCCAUAUUCUGCCUCAAGGCCUGUAGAACUAAUAGGAAGCUUGGAAAACAUAAACAAGGCUGAGAAACUUAUAAAGGAUGUUAUUGCGGAGGCUGAUGCAGGGGGUUCUCCUUCCCUUGUAGCUAGAGGUUUUGCUACUGCACAGGCUGUUGGAGCUGCAGAACAAGUUCAGAUACAAGUUCCAAAUGAGAAGGUUGGUUUAAUCAUAGGCAAAGGUGGGGAAACCAUUAAAAGCCUGCAGACCAGAUCAGGGGCUCGCAUCCAGGUAUUGAUACCUCAACAUCUCCCUGAAGGAGACCAAUCUAAAGAAAGGACUGUGAGAGUUACUGGUGACAAGAAGCAAAUUGAGAUGGCUAGAGAAAUGAUAAAGGAAGUUAUGAAUCAGCCUGUGAGAUCAUCAACCUACCCAGGCAGUUAUAACCAACAGGGCUAUCGACCUCGUGGUCCCACUGGACCAUCUCAAUGGGGCCCUCGGGGUCCACAUCCUGGGCAGCCAACAGGGUAUGAUUACCAACGAGGAGCUUAUCCAUCUCAGAAUCAGCAGUAUGCGCCGCCUUCAUAUGGUGGUUAUCCUCCACAACAAAUGGCCCCAAGAAGCAGCUUUGGUUCAGGGUGGGAGCAAAGGCCCCCUGCUAACAUGCAGGGGCCUCCACAGAGUGGUGGCUAUGAUUUCUAUGGUGGACAAGGAGGCCAUGGUCCUGAUGCCCCUGCUGCUGCUCCACAUUCUGCUUCUAUGUCCAUUCAUGCACCUGGUCCUUCCCCCAGCCCUGGGAUGGGUCCACCCCCUUCCCAAGGAAAUUACAAUUAUGGACAGCCACAGGGUCCAGAUUAUGGGCAACAGGCUCAGUAUUCCCAAACAGGACCUCCUCAACAGGGCUAUGGGCAUGGAUAUGAUGAACCAAAAUAUGAAGGUCAGGCUCCAACACAUCCUCCAUAUGGAGGACAUGGUUCUCAGCCUGUUUACCCACAAGGUGGUGCUCAAUCAGGGUAUCCCCCACAACAGGCAUAUGGUAAGCCACAAUCAUAUGGCAUGGCAUCACAGGCACCAGCAGCCCAAUCCUAUGGCCCACCUAGGGCUAGUCAACCUGGGGAUGUUCCUUAUCAAGGUCCCAUGUCUUCAAACCAAUCAUAUGGUCCAAAUGUACCUCCACAACAAUACCCAUAUGCAUCAAGUGGGCCCAUGCAGCAAUCUUAUCCUGCUUAUGGGUCUCAACCAGCUGCUGAUGGGUAUAAUCAGCCACAACCAGCAUCCGGCCCAGGAUAUCCACAGCAAGGUGGCCAGCCUAUGUCAGGUUACAGUCAACCUGGUGGACAGCAGGCACCAGGCUAUGCGCAAGUGGGUCCUCAAGGGGGUUAUGGGCCAUACCCUUCACAACCAGGAUAUGCCGAACAACAGACUGCAAACAAUGCAGCUUAUGGAUACCAAGGGCCUGCAGAUCCCACUUACAACAGUGGGCCUGCCUCAGCCUAUGGUGCACAACCAAGUGGCCAGCCAGGUUAUGUCCAACCAACGCCUACUCAGCCAAGCUAUGAUCAGUCAAUCCCCGCACAGUCAGGUGGCUAUGGAGCUGUACCAGCAACUGCACCAGUUGGUUAUGGAAAAAGUUUGUCACCCCAGCCAGGUUAUCCUCAGUAUGAUGCAACUCAGAUGUAUGGUGCGCAUCGCUGAACUGUUUUUUGAUAUAGUUCUUAGUUGAGUUUGACUGGAGAUAGAUGUUCUCAGUAUCUAAAACGCUUAAGACCUAGAGUUAGUGAAUUCGUGUAGGGUUAUUUCUGACUGAUAUUGAGACUUCUAGGCCAUGCUCUAUUAAUCCUGUUUCCAGAUGAUGUCAUAUGAACUAAUCUACUAAGUUUAUUAUCAAUCUUAUUGUUCUCCUAGUUUGCUGCUUA